AGGGAUUCAAACACUGCUCUCCAGAGUUUUAGGGCAACGUUCAAACUAUUAGACCACACUGGUUCUCUUAGACGGCCUUAAGGAUCCCAGAUUCUCUAAUUCUAUGAAAAGUGGCAAGUGGGAUUUGGAAAAGACAUCCGCGAUCAAGACUCCACUCAACUUUAAAGCUCACUGCAUGACCACUCACUCUGUACCAGCCAACAGAGUCAUUGCUCAAGGAUGAGGACAGCUGCAACUCGAGUGUUUAUCACACAUCCACCAUGCCAGUUGCAGAUCCCCGAGGAGAUGUGGGCCGUUGGGCCAAUGUCAGUUACCGUGUGCGGCAACCCAGCCAGCCAGAGGUCACCCCCAGAAGAAAGAAACGGAACUGGUUCCACAAAUGUUGCAGCUGCUGCUCGGGUCAGGCGGACUCUGGCGAUUGGGGUCCAGCCCCUGGGGAGGUACCCGGGGCCCGGCGAACAGAGCCUGUCAUUCGCGAGGGCAUGCUAGUUGUCAGUGGGAUUGACUUGAUGAGCAGCCGCUCCAGCAGCAACCGCCGUGCCCACCACACAAAUGAGUAUGAAUACGACAACCUCAUAAUCCGUCGUGGGCAACCCUUUGACAUGAAGCUGCAGUUCCGGCAGCCCUACGACCCUGAAGACCAUCGUGUCUGCCUCGAAUUCCUCAUCGGUCCCAACCCACAAGUUUCCAAGGGCACCCACAUUUUGGUCCCUGUGGGUAGCUCUCUGCCAGGCUUGGGCUGGUCAGCAGAGUUGAGAGACACAGACACAAACACCAUGUCCCUGCGGGUAUCCACCUCACCCAACGCUGUGAUUGGAAAAUACCAGUUCAGCGUCAAGACACGAAGCAAAGCGGGCGAGUACCAGGCACCCUUUGACCCUCGCUAUGAAAUCUACAUCCUCUUCAACCCCUGGUGCCCCGAGGAUCCUGUUUACCUGGAAAAGAGCAGUUUGCUAGAGGAAUACAUACUGAAUGAAUCCGGACGAAUCUACUAUGGGACAGAAAGCCAGAUUGGGGAACGAACGUGGAAUUAUGCUCAGUUUGACCAUGGUGUAUUAGAUGCCUGCCUCUACAUGCUGGACCGGCGUGGAAUGCCUCACGCAAGUCGAGGAGACCCCAUCAUGGUCUCCCGUGUUGUCUCUGCCAUGGUGAACUCUCUGGAUGACAAUGGGGUGCUGGUAGGGAACUGGACAGGCGACUAUUCCCGUGGCACCAACCCUUCAGCGUGGGUGGGGAGCCGAGACAUCCUCCUGAAGUAUCACAAAACUGGCUACCCUGUUCUCUACGGACAGUGUUGGGUGUUUGCUGGAGUUGUGACCACAGUGCUGCGUUGCAUGGGCAUUGCUACACGGACAGUCACCAACUACAACUCGGCGCAUGACACAGACGUCAGCCUCACUAUGGACAUAUACUUUGAUGAGAACAUGAAGCCGCUGGAGCACCUCAAUGCUGACUCUGUCUGGAAUUUCCAUGUUUGGAAUGACUGCUGGAUGAAGCGGCCUGAUCUUCCUUCAGGAUUUGAUGGCUGGCAGGUGGUUGAUGCCACUCCUCAAGAGUCUAGUAGUGGUAUCUUCUGUUGUGGUCCCUGCUCUGUCGAGGCAAUCAAGAACGGACUGGUCUACAUGAAAUAUGAUGCCUCCUUCUGCUUUGCUGAGGUGAACAGCGACAAGGUGUACUGGCAGCGCCAGUCUGAUGGGACUUUCAAAAUAGUCUAUGUGGAGGAGAAAGCCAUCGGCCACUUAAUCAGCACCAAAGCUGUGGGCUCCCACCAGCGUCAGGACAUCACUGACCUUUACAAACACCCUGAAGGGUCUGAAGAAGAGCGCAAAGCAGUGGAAACAGCUGCCAAACAUGGCACCAAGGCCCACAUCUACACCAACAAGGAAUGGGGAGAGGAUAUCUCAGUGACCGUAGACACACAAGAGGCCUACACAGGCCAGGACAUUUCCUUGCGGGUCAACCUGAAGAACCGAAGCUCCAUGCCUCGCAACGUCUCCCUCAACCUCUUUGUGUCCGUCAUGUACUACACGGGAGUAACAGGCAGCCGGUUCAAGGAAGAACACCGGCAAGUCCAGGUGCCGGCAGGCGGAGCCCAAGCUGUUCCGAUGGUGGUCUCCUACCCAGAGUACAAGCCUCACCUGGUUGACCAGGGAGCUAUGAAGCUGAGCAUCUCUGGAAAAGUGACAGAGACUGGACAAGUCAUCGCUAAAGAGCACACCUUCCGCCUCCGCACACCAGACCUCACUCUCACGCUUCUGGGCCCAGCUAUCGUUGGACAGGAAACCCAAGUCCAGAUCGUCUUCAAGAACCCGCUGUCUGUGACGCUGACCAACGCCAUCUUCCACAUGGAGGGAUCAGGCCUCUCCACUCCCAACACGAUGACAGUGGGGAAUAUUGGCCCUCACCAGACCGUGACGCUGCGACAGAACUUCACUCCUCUGCGUGCCGGACAGCGCCAACUGGUUGCCAGCUUGGACAGCCCACAACUCUCCCAGGUCCAUGGGGUGCUGACACUCAACGUCCUGCAGUCUCCUCCUCCAGGUCCGUCAGCCUCCCCAGCACCUAAUCGAAGUUCUCCUGCCCGACGCCGAGGUUCGCCUGCCCCUGCCAACAAUUCACCUGCCCCUGCCAGGGCUUCGCCCGCCACUACAAGGGCUUCGCCUGCCCCGACCCGAGCAUCUCCGGCCCUCACCCGGGCUUCUCCUGCCAGGCAGCCCGCUGUCCACAGCAACCCUGCCAACUCCCACGGUUCUCCUGCACGCCAGCCGGAUCUCCGGGGUUCCCCCUCACGCCAGCCGGACCCCCGAGGAGCCCCCAAUGCUCAUGGGUCACCUGCCGCUCGGAGAGCGGGCCGGACAGGGCGACCAGUCUGAGCCAGUUCUUCAUUACCAUGUACUGUGUCAUUAACAUGAUGCCAGCAAAAAGGGGUCUGGGGUGAGCAGCAAAAUGGAGGGGUCAGGAAGAGGCCUGUGUGUGAAGACACUGACCCACAGCAGUAAUAAUAGGAAGCAGAAAACCAUAAGAUUAUUGGGACUCUCCGUCCGUGAAGGCCAUCCCACCAUCUUGGUCAGUUCAUAUGUUCUCUGCCUUCUUCCAUUAUCUCUGCUCUUCUUGCCGUACAAUUUUUGUGCAUUCCUCCUCUGCUUCGCCCUUUUUCCUCUUUAUAUUUUAUCUACUCCAGCUUCCCUGCAUGAUUUCAAUUCUCUGCACCCAUCCCUUUUUCAAACUGGCCCAUCCUCUCUUGGGCCAUUUUUCUGUCCACAUGCAAAUCAUUCUGUUUUUUGCACGCUUCCUUCAUUCUCCACCUCCUCUGCACCAUUUGCCCCACGUUGUCACGAUUUUGUUUCUGCACUGGUAAAGGUUAUAGCCCUGCUGUUGCCAUCCUACAAUGCUCACGCCUUCACACCAUCCCAAAAAAAGGGCGAUGCAAAUUGUCCUGUUUUCUUCACUGUGAUAUUAACUAUACACUGAACCUCACUGGAGCAUUUUUGCCUCACCAAUGGUAAAGGAAAGCAGCAACCUCCUUAGGAAGAGGUUGUAGUUUUGCUUUAUUAUUAUUAUUAAAAUCUAGAGACUUUAAAACUUUUCCUAAUCUCAAAGGGGACCUUUCGCACUGCCACACUGUAACAUUAUGGUUCCAGCUUAAUUGCUAUGGGUCCCUCCAAUACAGUCCUGGGAUGUGCAGUUUGAAGGAGAGACUUUUAGUGCCUCACCAACUGCAAAACCCCAGCAUUCCCUAUGAUGCAUGCAGCCAUCAUUGCAGUUAAACUGGAACCCUAGCGCUAUAAUUGAGUAGUGUAAAAAGGCCUAAACUAGUAUUGAGACUUUGCCAUUUUUAUCACUAUGUAUUUAUGCUGGAAUUAUCACUGCUUCACAUGUUCUGCAGCACUAGAAAAUGCGCCCCACGCUCCUUUGACUAGCACUGAAGCUGAACAGUUGGUUUUAAAAUAGCAGUCGGUUUUAAAGAAACAACAGCCAUGGACCAAAUUUGAGCCAAAGAGGGGUGUCUGGGGAGGGCAUCUUCAUAGCCAGCCGGAGGAAAGGGGACACGCUGCUUUUUAAAUGUUGUGGAAUUAUGAACAAAAGCCAAAUAACUUCUGUGAUUUUAUUUUAUUUUUCUUGCACUAAUGUAAGUAUUUAUUUGGAAAUAAAAUGUUUUUAACUCAAA
Messenger RNA from Sceloporus undulatus (fence lizard), 4168 nucleotides. It is a transcript of the gene TGM1, whose product is annotated as transglutaminase 1. Bases 261 to 2873 code for a protein of 870 amino acids. The transcript is spliced from 15 exons. Lineage: Eukaryota; Metazoa; Chordata; Lepidosauria; Squamata; Phrynosomatidae. Gene Ontology annotation, molecular function: protein-glutamine gamma-glutamyltransferase activity. The record is from RefSeq and is a predicted model, not a curated record. Gene Ontology annotation, biological process: peptide cross-linking.